Molecule: messenger RNA, 1311 nt
Organism: Rosa rugosa (rugosa rose)
Lineage: Eukaryota; Viridiplantae; Streptophyta; Magnoliopsida; Rosales; Rosaceae
Exons: 6
Coding region: 165-1079 (304 amino acids)
Cellular component (GO): chloroplast
Source: RefSeq, a predicted model, not a curated record
AACACGUGAUGUGGUAGAUAAACCUUGCUAAUUAUUGUUGGGGGAGAAUUCAAAUCCGACUGGAUUAUACAUUAGGGCAUUCAAUUGGAUUAUACUACUAGCUCAUCUCCUAGCAAACUAUAAAACCCUCGUCGCCCUGAAAACAAUCUUGUUUGAUCGACCUGAUGGCUCUGAACAGGAAUCCGGCAAUGGCUGCCAUGCUGUUAGGGUUGUUGUUAUUGAUGCAUGGCCCCACUUCGGCAUUGGCCCUAUCGGGCGGGGCAGUCGGCGGAGGCUCCUUCUCAUCCGGCGGCUCUUCUUCAUCAUCAUCAUCCUCAUCUUCUUCUAGGUACUACGAUUCUGGCGAUGGUUCGUCCUCUUCGUCGUCGUCCUCAAUGAACUUCAUCAUCUGGAUAAUCAUCGGAUUCAUCGCUGCAGCUAUCGCGUUUUUUCCGUUUGUUUUUGUGAUAGCCUGCUGCUGCAAAAUUAAGGGAGAAAAAUGUUCGAGUUUUUCAACUAGUGUUUUGAAGCUCCAGGUUGGUUUAUUGGGCUCAGCACCAACCCUCCAAACGGAUCUCAAUCGGAUUGCUGAAACCGCAGAUACUUCCACCUCUCAGGGUUGGAGCAAUGUUUUGGCAGGGGCAACAAUAAGUUUGCUUCAGAAUCUUGACUAUUGCAUCUCAGGUUAUUCAUCAGUGGCUCUAAAACAAACCAUACAGGAUGCAGAGAAAUACUUCAAUCAAUUGUCGAUCACAGAAAGGGCUAUAUGUGAUAAAGAAACGCUUGUCAAUGUGAACAACAUAAAAGUUAAAAGUUCAACCAGCAAGGCAGCUACUGGAUCCCAGAGUGAAUAUAUAACGGUUACUAUACUGGUGGCCACUCGAGGAUUGUAUAAGCUGCCAACAGUUGAUGACAGUAGUACCUUGAAGCAAGCAUUGCAAAACCUCAAAUCCAUUCCCUCGAACAAAAUAUUGUCAGUCCAAGUCUUGUGGACUCCUCAAGAAGAAGAUGACAAUCUGUCAGAACAGCAAUUACUCAAUAAGUACCCUCUUUUGAAGCCUUUUAAAGAUUAUCCAUUAGUUGAAGUUACGUUAGGGUGAGCUAAACAGUAUGAUUGAUGCAUCUUCCGUGCGGCAACAUAGUGGGAAAGUUAUGGUAUUUGUAAUAAUGCUUCUUCGAAAUAUAGUUAUAUUUUUGGUAUGUCACCGCUAUACCAAAACAAAUGUAGUAGUCAUUCGUGCACUCUUUGCUAAUUGGUGUCUGUUAAAAUACAUAGAUUUGUGGAGACUUUUGUUAUUAUUUCAGUACGUACUCUUUAUAUUGUAAUCUGAA